Messenger RNA from Mollisia scopiformis, 2203 nucleotides. RefSeq lists its product as uncharacterized. The transcript has 3 exons. The record is from RefSeq and is a predicted model, not a curated record. Lineage: Eukaryota; Fungi; Ascomycota; Leotiomycetes; Helotiales; Mollisiaceae. The coding region runs from base 150 to 1877 and encodes 575 amino acids.
CCCUGUUCAGCCGAGCGGGAGGCCUAUUUUAGCGCGAACGCCAUGCUUCUGAUGAGCAGAAGCAUAGCUGGCCCAAACAUAACUAUUGAUUCAAGCUUCUGUAAACAUUCUCCUAUUCUCGUGCUAAGAAAGAAGCACAUCAAUUCAAUAUGGCAGACGCAGAGGAGAAAGCGAAAGCUGAGAAGCUUGCAGCAGCUAAGAAGAGGGUCGAGCAGAUGAAGAAGCAGAAGCAAAAGAAAGCUGGUGCCAAGAAAGAAGAGAAAACCGAGCCUGCAGAAUCCUCAAAAGCAGAAGAACCGUCAGAUCCCCAACCUGAACCUACGACUAUAGAAGAAUCCAAGGAGGCAGAUGAGCCUGAGACCAAAGAUGCAGAUGAAGAAACUCCACUGGUUUCUCCCGCACCACACGGACGACAGCCUUCUCUAUCUCUCGAGUCUAAGAUGCGUUCUGCCUCUUUCCGAGCUGGGACUGGUGGGCCAUUAUCACCGAAUUAUCCCUUCUCCCCAGAAGGAGACACAGCGCCCGAUAUCUACAGAAAGCAAGCUAUGAAGAUUGAAGAACUUGAGAAGGAAAAUAAACGACUAGCAAAAGAAGCCUCUGAUGGAGAGAGGCGAUGGAAGAAGGCAGAAGAGGAGCUCGAGGAGAUGCGAGAAGCAGAGGACGAAGUAGCUCCGAAAGCCAGAGACGCAUCUACCAGCCCAGGAGGAUCAGGUGAAAUGGAGAAACUGCGGACAGAGAUCGCAGCUCUACAACGCCAAAAUACACAACUCCAGGCGCAAUCCUCACGCGGGACUCGACAUGGCUCCUCCCCAUCUAUGUCAGCAGGUGUACCCGCAGACUAUGAAGCUGCCCUAGCCUCCAAAUCUUCUACAAUCGAGUCUAUGGAAAUCGAGAUAUCUACACUUCGAGCACGACUAGACCAGAUCGCAGCAGGUAGCUCAGAGAAGGAGCAAGUCAUAGCUCUGGAAGAGAAGCUCAACCGCAGCGAGAAAUCAGCAGCAAUCGCACAACGGGAGCUUGGCGACUUGAAAAAGAAUCUCGAGCGAACUACAGAGAAAGCGGUUAAAGAAGGCAGUGAACGCAUAUCGGCCGAAACUAAGCUUCGAACUCUAGAACGAGAAACCGAAGAAGCGAAAUCACAUAGUGAGGAGCUACAGAAGAAGGUCGAUGCAUUAGAAAAGAAAGUAUCUACUCUAGCUACACUACACAAGGAGCACGACGCUCGAUUCCAAACCCAAAAGAAAGAGCGAGAGAAGGCCGAGAAAGAAGCCUCCGAGCUACGCGCAAAACUCGUCGGCAUAGAGAGCGAGAAUUCACGCCUAAAAGACGAGCGAGAAAAGGUACGGAAACGAGAAGCUCUCGGCGCAGACGAUGAAGGCGUCGACGAACUCGAGAACGAAGAGCGCCAGAAACUCGAGAAGAAGGUCCGUGAACUAGAAGGCGAGGUCCAUGAACUACGCAGAGGGGUGUGGCGGGACCGAAGACAGCAAUUAGAAGGCGACGAUUCAUCUGGCCUCACGAGCCCAGGAGCUCGAUUUACGGACGUGGAUCUUGGAGGGGCUAUGUCGCCGAAUAGGAGAAGGAGCAUUGCUCAAGGGGGCAAAGGAGGAUUCGGGGACUUCAUCUCCAGUGGUUUCAAUGCGAUUACAGGAGCCAAUGUGUUACCGCCGCAGGAUGGCGGGCUGCUGGAGGAUGACGAGGAUAUGGAUUUUGAUGAAGAAGCAUUUAGACUUGCGCAGGAAGAAGAGGCUAAGAAGAGGAUUGAGCGGGUUAAAGAGGUAAAACGUGCUUUGAAGAAUUGGGAAGGGUAUAGGUUGGAUCUGGUGGAGAAUAGGAAAGGUGGAGGAGAGGGAGUGGGUGAGAUAUUUGAAGUCUGAGAAAGUAUUGGACCCUUAUAUCUUGUAAGACCAGCAUCAGUGUAGAAUAUCAUGAUGGACACGCGGCUUGUCCUGACUCACAAUUUGUGUCUUUAUGUGCUUACACUACAGACUAUCACCACUUAGCAUCGAAAUUCUCGAUCACUCGUCACCGCUUAAGCCCAGACUACUUUUGAUGGUCAUGAUUUGUUCAUUUUUCAUAGUCUAUCUGCAAAAUUUACGUUCAUUCCAAAACACAUCUCAACAUUAGCUCAAUCAACGAAACAAGCCGCUUAGAUGAGCUGCUGGAAAGCACGGUUGAUAGGAGAGCGAAGGUUAGAAACGCC